Aphanomyces astaci is the source of this 2470-nucleotide messenger RNA. RefSeq lists its product as hypothetical. NCBI's taxonomy places the organism in Eukaryota, Oomycota, Saprolegniomycetes, Saprolegniales, Verrucalvaceae. Bases 227 to 2389 code for a protein of 720 amino acids. The record is from RefSeq and is a predicted model, not a curated record. The transcript has a single exon.
CGUCGCUUGAGAGUUCCAGGAGGUCUCGCGCAAGCCGUCGAUGCGAAAAGCGGUGACAAUGCUAUGCAAGGCGCGACAUUGACGGGGGCAAGGACGGGACGGUCACGAGAGACAUGGACAAUGCAUGGAUCCAACGCUACUCGAAUCGAGGCAUUUUAUGUAACUGUCGCCAAGGGUCUGCAAAUAUUUGAUGUUGUGAAGGCAAUCAUUCGAAAAACAACACCACAUGAGUGCCGUGGGCGAUGACGAGUACGAAAGCAGCGACGACGACGACGAAUUGUCCUCGUCGUCUGGGGAGGACGAAAGUAGUGACGAAAGUAGUAGCGGUACCAGCGAUGGCGACGACGACAAUGACAACCAAGCCAAGGAUCAAACCGACGACGACCUCGCCAAAGCCAAAGCAGUCGCGGACGAUGUGGCUGCCAUCAAGCGACUGGCAAACGACAUGCAAAAGAUUUACCUUCGUCUAAAGUACCGCCACGACGGGCCAAAGGAAAGCGCGGUCAUGACGGCUCCGUUGUCGCCAAAACCAGAAGAACAUGAGGAGCUUCCGUCGACGGAGCCGGUUUCAAAGCCCCUGCGUCCUCGUCCCCUUGAGAUUCCGACCGAACCCUCGACCAUCGGCUUCACCAAGACCGACGCCGCGACGGACUCGGACGACUUGCAUUUGCCACCAACUGUGCCGGCUAUUGCUUCUUUGGUCAAGUUACCAUUUGAAGACGUACUCUCAAAAAGCAUCGAGUCCAAGCACUCGAAUGUACUAGCCAAAGGGCAAAUCGACACCGAGUGCAAGCUGCAGAUGGAGCUAAAACACACCAUGCCGCUGCAUUUGCUGCAGUACAUGCUGGGUACACCUCAGGUCAAAACCGAAGAUGCCACGUCCAGAACCAUCAACGGCAAUGAUGAUGACAAUGAUACAUUGGAAUCCCCAUCACGUCGGCGACUCUCUCAGCGACCUAAUCCACCAAGGAGCAUGCCAUAUGGUAAAGAAGACUCUACGGUACAGCUACAACCGGCCCCCACGCUGCGAAGGCCAGCACAAGUUGAACCAACGGAUAGUACAGUGAAUCGACGUGUGCCACACCAACUGUCGUCGUCGGUGGCACCGCUGCCACCUUCAUGGACCAACGACAACUAUGGAGACGAAGCCGAGCUGCCGCCCGUAAUAACCACAGAGGUAGCCACGCCACCCAAAGUUCCUCCCGCCAAGAUAAGUAGUUUGAACCACCCAGAGGGCGAAGUUGUCCACGCAACGAACGACGAAGAACUAGAGUUCAACCAGCAAGGGGGAGAUGAAAGCUCCGUGCCAGUGGACGUCACCCCACCAGAAGACGUCGCACUGCCAGCUCAUGAGACGACAGACCCCUCAGCACACCCAGGUGAGGCAGCGAAUGACACUAUGGUAAUGAGUCAACCAUCCGAGGUCGCUAUCGUCAGUGACAAGCUCGCCUCCGUCGAUAACGAAAGUAUGGUCAAACAAAGCUCGGUACCUCCCGCAAUGGUCCCAUCAGCCCCGCCCCAAACCUCAGACAGCUCAUCUCUUACACGAGAGGAAGCAGCACAGCCAUUGGUUCAGCCAUCACCACAAUCAUCUGCUCCACACACCACCACGACUCCCAAUGCACAAGGCACCGUCGUGUCACCACUGACAAGACAGCCAACGGCCACAGCCAGUUCCCGACACCUGUCUAUGCCUGGGAGAUUACCGUCCCAGCGAAUGACCCCUCCAGGCAACACUGCACCUGUGGACGUUGUAUUGCCGCCGCCGACGAUGAUGGAGCGGCAACCGCCGGAUACAACGUCCGCUAGGGCAGGCCAAAUGAUGAGCCCCCAACCAGCCCCCCUUUCGACAAUGCAACAGUCUCUCGCAGAGCCACUUGAGGAUACGCCUCUGACUAGUCGCACUCCUAUCACACGACUCGACUCUGUCUCCGCUAUCAGUACACCCCCCUCCGGCACUUUGCCAGUGAACUCUACUGCGUCGCCCGCGAACCACGCUAUUCCUUCCCCUGCCUCCGUACCUUCGAUGUCCCCGGCCCCCAUAACAACAGCAAACGCCCCUUGGUUCAGUCCACCCACAAGCCCAGUGUUUAGCAGUCCACUGUCGUCGCCUCCAUACAAACCACGCCCCACCAUGGCAUUUUCAUCCGAUAUCCCUUCCCCAAUGGCUUCACGAGCAUACACGUUUGACACUUCCAUGCCAAAAGACCUCCGCGUGACGUCCCCUCCAAUGAGUCCGUCGCCAGACAAACCUGGGCUGAUGACUAGUACUCGAUCUUUCUACUCACAUCAACCGCCGCUCCCGUUUGGGGGGUCGACGUCUACUACGACAACCAUCGAGUAUGAAGUGAACGCGAUGCAUUACUUGCUAUUUGGACCCCCUCCUUAACCUUCAAUACCAAUCGAAGUAGUCUUCAACCAUCCAUCAUCCAUCGUGUACUAUUACGUACAAGAAGUAUUAAUACUGUAG